This is a messenger RNA of Nematocida parisii ERTm1, 714 nucleotides long. RefSeq lists its product as uncharacterized. The record is from RefSeq and is a predicted model, not a curated record. The transcript has a single exon. Bases 1 to 714 code for a protein of 237 amino acids. Lineage: Eukaryota; Fungi; Microsporidia. Gene Ontology annotation, molecular function: metal ion binding; mRNA binding.
AUGGACCGACAAGAGAUAAUAAAUAUUCAGGUAAAUACUCAUGAAUAUGAAGAAAUAAAUUUACCAUAUAAGGAAAGAAAGCGUCCUAAAAAGGUAAUUUCCAAGAAAAAAAUAUCCUUAUAUAAAACUGAGAUAUGUAAAAGUUUUGAAAGUAGUAAUUAUUGUACAUACGGUGAUAAAUGCCAAUUUGCACACUCCCUCCAUGAACUCCGUGAUAUUGAAAGGCAUCCCAGAUAUAAAACUGAGUUGUGUAAGACGUACACUACCACAGGAGAGUGUACAUACGGUAAAAGGUGCUGCUUUAUACAUGCAGGGCCCAGUGAGGAUAUUCACACUGACUUACAAGAUGCAAGGAACUUACCGGGUGACUGGAAAGUGCCUGGUGUACAUGAUAAGUCUAUUGAGAUGUGCAGGAUAUCUGAGGAUAAUGACAUGAAGAUAUCGGGUUAUAUCGGGUUAUCACCAGAUGAAUUAGAUAAGAUUAAGAGUCUUAGUGUGUAUAAGGUUAAUACAGAUAUAAUGCAGACUAAUUAUAAUAGGGUUAUAAAUAUACCAUCUGUUAUAUAUGUAAGUAAUACUUAUAGUACGUCUAAUAUAUGGGUUAAACCUUAUUUCUGUUAUAUAUAUGUAGAUGCCUUGUGUAAGGUAAGUAAUAAGGUAUCUAUAGGGAAGUCACCUGGACUAUUUACUAUACUAAAGGAUUAUACUGAAUAA